Fomitiporia mediterranea MF3/22 is the source of this 3268-nucleotide messenger RNA. RefSeq names its product S-adenosyl-L-methionine-dependent methyltransferase. The transcript is spliced from 21 exons. The record is from RefSeq and is a predicted model, not a curated record. Lineage: Eukaryota; Fungi; Basidiomycota; Agaricomycetes; Hymenochaetales; Hymenochaetaceae. Gene Ontology annotation, molecular function: O-methyltransferase activity. The coding region runs from base 1739 to 3139 and encodes 466 amino acids.
AUCACAAGCAGAGCAUGCAUAUAUUCGCAAGGACGUCGUACCAAACGGAUAAAAGUACAGGCAUACUAACAACAGUAAUCAUUACACUAAUGGUCGCGGAUUCAGGUGGUCCACGGUCCAAAUGACAGUACUCUUCGGUUCUGACUACACUUUCGACGUAGAUCGGUUGAAGCCGGCUUGCCCAUCGAAAUCAUCGAUUGUGCUUAUAUCAACCUUGACAUUGAGUCCACUCCGGGAAGGAUUAUCGUUAGCAACAGUCACACUGCCAUUGCUCCUAAUAUUGCUGUGGUCAAAUGUGGAUAGAUGAAUCGUCUUUCCACGGGAAGAGGUGUCUGCAAGCUCGUUUCGAAGAUUGGCUCUGGAGUUCAAUGAGGCAAGUAGGCAGUUGACAUAUAGUCUCGGUAGAAUCCAGUCCACAAACACAUCCAAGUUAGAUGCAGGCAUCACGACGACACCAACAAGACCUACGAUGCUCCAGAGACCCGUGAUAAGACCAGUGCUGAUACUGUACAUAAUAAGGCGUUUCACAACAGAAUCUGUAGAUUUGAAAUGAGAACGCCGGCGGAGAAGGAGGACAACAAGUGUCACUGCAAUGGUGGAAUCAACGAAUGCAAUAAGAGCGUUCAACGCCGUGAUGAAAUUUUGAAUUGCCGCAAGCUGCUGAAACGAGACAAGGCCGACGCAUUGUCCGAAGAAAGCGAGGUUGAGUGCGAGAAGCGCGGCAAUCAAUAUUGCGUUAAACCCUGUCAGCAAGUAGCUCCUGUCGCUCAAAUACCAAAUCCGCAUCACGAAAAGGAUUUGAACAAAUGCAUCGACCAGGGCCUGAAGAAUAAUGACCGUUGUCGUACCAGGUGGGAUAUGAUUCAGGAAGGAAACAUCGGCGAAGUGCUUGACAAAAAGGAUAUACACCGUGCUACAUAGAAUGGCCUGGUGGACAGCGUCCAGUACCCAUAUGAAAAUAACGUAGGCUUGAAGUUGCCAUUUAUCUGUUUUCACAUAUCUCUCUACGUAGUAAUAUAACUGUACGGCGGAUGCACCCCAUAAGGCCAUUGAAAAUAACCCGCCAAGAACUAGAAGACCAAUUGUAGAAUCCAAAGAGGGUAUCGCAGGAGUGGUACUCAUUUUGGAUCGAGCUUGUCAGGGAUCCCAACAGUUACAGUGAUUGCUCGAAGGGGUGCACUGCUAAUGAGUAGACGGGUUGCACGAUCCGGCUUUUACAGUGCGAAGCAAACCUGACUUUAACUUCACAUGAUCUCACACAUAACCUGAUUAGAUGCAUGCGAGAUAGAGACAGUAUAUUCGCAAUCUUCUUCCGUGAUCCAUAUGCACCUUAGAACUCCGUUGCGGAGCUAGUAUGAUGAACCUUAAGUUUGGGAAACGGAUCUAUAAAUGUCAUGAUAGAAUGAGCCACAAAGAUUGGUAUCUAGGGUGCCUUGGGGGCGAGGAGCCGCGGCCGAUUUCAAACAUGCCGAAGGCAUGAAAAUAGCGUAUUCUGCAACUUCGAAUAGGGUCUGUUUCAUUUCUCCAAAAUCUGCAAAGUAACAGUGGAACUGCAGACUGGGUCAGAGUGCUGACGAGCGUCAAUAGGGGCUAUAUGCACUUAUCAUGAAUCAGGCUUCCGAAGUAUCCGCAAAAUAGUCUGUUCGCUUUUCCUCCGCACCUUUCCGCACUUCUUAUAACGCACGCAUUAUAAGCAUUCCGACCCUCGUGCACAACAUUGUGAUAUUGACUCUCCGCCAUGACCGACGACCUGAAAGCACUUGGGAACAUUAUCUCAUCAGCUAUUAACAGCAUCUGCUCCGUCUGUGAGAAGACCGGAAAGGGUUUCCCAUCUCUCAACGACCCAAUCCACCCGUCCGAGUUUACACCUCAAGGAAUACGGAAUGACCCAUCAGUCGCUCAGUCCAUCAACCUCAUUGUGGCGGCGGCAUCGCAGUUGCUUGCAACUGUGCGUCCGCCUGCAGCUACAAUGACACUGUCAGCUUUUAAGUAUACGUUACCCGCUGCACUUGGCGUUGCUGAAGCAGGCAACGUGGCGGAGAUUCUUCGAGAUGCUGGUCCAGAGGGACUACACAUUAACGAGAUAGCCGCUAAAAGUAAUAUGCAACCGCAAAAGCUUUCGCGUAUUUUACGUUAUCUCGCAACAGAGCAUUGGUUCCGCGAAGCAAGGCCUGAAGUUUUCGCGAACAACCUCCUGUCGUCACUGCUGGACACCGGAAAGCAGAUCACGAAAGACUUUGAACCGAGCACAAAACACGAUAAUUCUAACGGGAUGUCAGGGCUUGCAGGCUAUGGAGCUGACGAAUGUCUGAAAUCCGGUGCAUAUCUUGUCGAGGCUAUGACUGAGCCGGAUACGAAAUUCUCUGACGAGCCGAACUGUGCCGCCUUGCAAAAGGCAAUGAAGACAACGGAGACGCUUUUCGAGUACUAUGACAGGCCGACGGAGCAGUUUCGCCGAAAGAGGUUUGCUAUUGUAAUGACAACAGCCAACAGAAUGCACACGCCAGAGUCGAUCUUAGCAGGAUUCGACUGGGCCACUCUGCCCGAAGAUGGUAUCGUCGUUGAUGUUGGCGGAGGGCUGGGACACGUUUCACUUGAAAUCGCAAAGGCACAUCCCAGACUGCGUAUAGUUCUCGAGGACAGGCCACUCGUAGUCGAGGAGGCAAAGCGAUUUUGGAAAGAGAAUCUUCCUGGUCACGUUUCUGAUGGUCACAUGCAGUUCAUCGGAACAGAUUUCUUUGAUGCGCAGCCUCAGCUACCAGGUCCUGUUUCCGUAUUCCUCCUGAGGAUGAUCAUUCACGACUGGUCGGACAAGUAUGCAAUUAUGCUCUUACGUCGACUGCGCGAUGCCGCAGGUCCAUCAACUAAACUUGUGAUCAUCGAUAACAUACUUGAUUAUGCAUGCGGUUCCGGAGACGAGAUUGAGAGACCGCCUGCUCCCCUUCUUUCGAACAUGGGUGGAGCGAAUGCUGUUUCGUAUUCCGCGGAUGUCGCGGUAUUCGGCGUCUUGAAUGCAGGAGACCGUACAAUUGGUGGAUUCAAAGAUAUUCUAUCUUCCUCUGGAUGGAAGCUACAAGAAAUUCGCAGGAACUCGAGCAGCUCCAUAUUCAAGCCAGCUAUGAUCUCAGUACCGGUGUGAGUAAAUUCUAAAUCGUCGGCACUGCAUUCCGUCCGUACAGUGCUUCUUAGCCGAACUUUCACCUAUUUGACAUUAUUACUGUUGUACCUCGAAAUAGCAUGUGAAAAUAUACGUGAAAAUAUAUGAAGC